Molecule: messenger RNA, 1311 nt
Organism: Mycena indigotica
Lineage: Eukaryota; Fungi; Basidiomycota; Agaricomycetes; Agaricales; Mycenaceae
Product: Carbohydrate esterase family 8 protein
Exons: 9
Coding region: 1-1311 (436 amino acids)
Biological process (GO): cell wall modification
Molecular function (GO): pectinesterase activity
Source: RefSeq, a predicted model, not a curated record
AUGAAUCGAAAGCUAUCUGCGGCCCGUACCAUCCCGCCUGUCGACAAAUCUCGGUCACGAUGGGCAGCUUCGAAUGAGACGGUCUUUAUUAGCUACACAAGGCGCCUGAUCAUAUUGUCAAAUUCGAUGCAUCGCCCCUCAUUCUACCUGGCCAUGCAAUUUUCCUUCGUGCAUGCCCUCUCGCCGACAUACUAUAACUGCCAAGUUGAAAAGCCUCAAUCGAUUUCGCCACUCUUAGGAUGCCCCACCAACACAAUAUUUGUGUCUCAAGAUGUCAGCAACCCUUAUGCCACGUUCAACUCAAUCCAGUCUGCAAUCGAGUCUCUUCCUGGCGAGGGUGCUGCCACUAUCCUCAUUGGUGCCGGAUCAUAUCAUGAAACCGUGAAUAUCUCGCGCAACGGUCCUCUCACACUUCUGGGCCAACUUCCUGCUAAUGCCACCUUGGCUGCCAAACCCUUCGCAAAUCCCACAUCCGCUAACAUGAACCUCGUGCAGAUCUGGAACAACAACUUCGUGAUGAGUGGCCAGGACGAUGCAUCUUCUGCUGUACUCACUGUUGCGCCGAAUCUGGCUGCUGCACUCAUUGGCGCGGGACCAACUGGGGCCCCACUUCAACCUGUCUUUGGCAACGUCAAUUUCAAAGCGUACAACAUUGACAUCCAAAAUCGCGCUGCCAACUUUGCCAUCUCGCAAGCUCUUGCCACGGAUAUCUCUUAUGCUAAUGCGUCGUUCUAUGGAUGCUCCUUUGCGAGUUUCCAGGACACCUGGUAUACCGGAAGGAAUGCAAGCACCUACAUGGUUGAUAGUGUGGUGUUUGGUCAGACAGACUACCUGUUUGGUUUUGGGACCGCCUGGUUUCAAAACACCAUUUUUGCAAACCGCGCUUGCGGCGGCGGCCUCGUCGCAUGGAAAGGAACUAAUCUUACUGAUGCUCCGCGCAACAGAUACGGAGCAUAUAUUUCUGACUCGAAAAUCAUCCGUUCUCCCGAUGCAAACGCGACCACUGUCACCACCAACUCGUGCUUUCUAGGCCGGCCUUGGAACGACCUGGCUGUAACGGUGUUUCUUUCGACGUUUAUGGACCAGAGCAUUCGAUCUGCAGGAUUUGAACCAUUCAAUAGUGCCAGGCCAGCAAUCUUGAACACAACAUUUUAUGCUGAGUUUAACUCAAGCGGUCCUGGAGGAAACACCGCUGGACGAGUCUCUGUAGAACAUAUCCUGACGGCAGCAGAUGUCAAAGCCCAAGACUUCACGGUCGAUGGGGUAUUCUUGGAGCAUCCGAAAUGGAUCGACUUUGAGUAUCUAUUCUGA